CUUGGCUUUCAUUUAGUUUAGCCCCACGAGAACCCCAUUAUCCAAGACUUUUCUUUCUUUGUAAUAACUAUUGUCUUCUUCUUCUUCUUCUUCUCUCACACAGAUCUUUUUUGCAUUCCUCGUUUUGGACUAUCUCCUUUGAGGAAUAGAGACAAGACAAGAGUGAAUACUGAAUAGUGAAUACUCGUUUAGGUGGAUAAAUAAAGUGUAAGCAUUGUGCAGUGAGUGGUUUGUUUAAUGAGAGAGAUUGAUAAAAAUGACCCAUAACUCCUCCACUAUUUCUUUCCAUUUUCAAGGACCCUCGACUUGAGUUUUAGGACACACAAUGUGUUUUCUGGUUGCAAGAAAGAGACUUGAAAAUGAGGUUCUUCUUCGCAUGAAGGACCUUGUUUCUUCUUCAGAUUUGGGUUCUUGAGAGAAAAUAACUGUCAAAAGAAUCUCAUAUUUUGUUAGAGCAAAGUUUUUAAUGGAGAUCCAGAAAAAACGUUUCAAGGGAAGCUUCCUUAGCUUCUUUGACUGGAAUGGCAAAUCACAAAAGAAGCUGCUUUGUGACAGGCCUAACUUACCUGAUGUUUCAAAGCAAGGGAAGGAAAACAUGGACAGCAUGCCAAAGUCACAGGACAAUAGGAUAAAAAUGGAUAACAAUAGAGUAAAUCCUAGCAAUAAUGCAAGUUGUGAUAUUGAUUGUGCCAUAUCAAUUAAUAGUGAUGAAGGGUGUGGGGCUAAAGUCCCAGGGUUAGUAGCCAGACUUAUGGGUUUGGAUUCAUUGCCAGUUUCAACUGUCUCUGGGCUCUCCUCCUCAUCCACUUCAUUAUAUGGCUCCAACUCUCUUGGAUCUUCUCAUUCUCCUGACGAUGAUGUUCUUCACUCAAUGGUUGACUGCUGUUGCCCUGUGGAUCCCAUAAAUAUGCGACUCAAGCCAGAGAAAUCUUCUUGGGCUGCCAUGCAAUCAAGGGCUCAGAAAGUGGGAAACCCGGCCAUGAAGAGAUUUCAGACUGAAAUGUUGCCUCCAAAGUCUGUUAAACCCAUUCCAGUUACUCACAACAAACUUUUGUCUCCUAUCAAGAGCCCUGGUUAUACGCAACCUAAGCAUGCAGCUCAUGUAAUGGAGGCAGCUGCCAAAAUAAUUGAGGCAAGUUCCCAGCCAUGUAGGAGGAAUAGAAUGUCUUCAUCUGGAUCUUCAUCUGGAUCUUCAUCUGUUCCCUUAAGAAUUCUUGAUCUGAAAGAGAAAUUGGAAGCUGCACAAUAUGAAUUCAAAUUCAUGGAUAUGCACACUGCUAACCCUCUGAAUGGCAAACCUAGUGAGAGGAGAAACAAUUUAUAUAAAUCCUCUUCAAGUUUCAAAGGUUCAAGGGAUUCAGUAAAGAACAGUUCUUGUCAGUUGGCAAGCAAAGGAAAAUCUGCUUCCCUUGCAAUGCCAUCUAAAACCAAUGCUCAGAGCCGUGAUGAAUUGACUUUGAAUGGUAAUAGGAGAUAUAUGAGGCAGAACAAACAGAAUGAUGUAAAAUCAAACAAGUUUCCCAGGAGCCAGAAGAAACAAAUUGUAGACCGGGCCAGGGUCAUGCAGCAGAGAGCUUGUACAGGCCAGAGUAGCAAUGUGCUUGGGAAGAAUAACCAAAAGCAGAAUAGUGUAACCAACAAAGGUGGUUCAGCUUCAAAAGUGGACUCCAAUAAGCCAACACAAACUUGGUCUUCAGAAAGUUCUACCGGCGCCAAGAAGACUACAAAAAAGGUUGUUGUAAAUGCCAACAUUGAGCCCAAAAGGUUUGGCACAAGGAUCACUGAUACCAUAAAGGAGUUUCCUGUUUCCAAAAGGAAGGGUAUUUUCCAAAAGAAAAACUAUAGUAGUAGCGAUGUUCACAAUGAGGCAAGAGGUUCUAAUAGUGCAGCUAAUACUUAUGAAAACAAGUCCGUAAAAUGCAAUAUUACAACUGAUAGAAGUAUUGACCAGGAUGCAUUUAGCAUGAAAGGGAGCAAUGGUGUGAUUUCAUUUACAUUUACAUCUCCCUUGAGAAGAAACAUGCCCGAGUUGCAGUCCUCUACUGAGCAAGUGAUGGGAACAAGGAACGAAAUUGAGGUCAAUUCUUGUAAUAGUGAUAAGCUUUAUCCCCAAAAGUCAUCAUUUUCUCCUCCCAGGUUACAUGUAAUAGAUGGUGAUGCUUUAAGUGUUCUUUUGGAGAAAAAGCUGCAAGAAUUGACAUCUAGAAUUAACCCACCUCAGUGCUCCCUCACGACAGAAGGGUCUUCUACUGGUUUAAGAUCUAGUUUGGAAGACAAAUGUCAAAGUGUGUUAAGCACCACAGUAAGGGAACAAGACAGAAUCUUUCGCAAUAAAUUGGACAGCAUGCAUGAUAAUUGUUCUUCAAGUGAUAUUAUGAUGCUUAGCAUGAAUCAGCAACUGCAGACAUCAGAAUCAAUGGAAGAGCCUAGCUGUAGCAGCAACAGUGAAAGCCAAAAUGGAAGUUACUUACAUAGUGCAUAUGGCAGCACAAUUUAUUCUUCCAUGCAAGAUGAGGAGGUAUCUAAUUUUUCUCCAAUGAAUGAAUCUCUGUCACUCGAAAACAAAGCAGAAUGGUCUGAGCAAAGCUCUUCCAUAGUGAUGGGGGAUAACAUGGCCAGUGAGCAGUUAAGUUUAAUGUCAAAUUCGGCCGAAUAUACAAGAUCAGCAAGGAACAUGGAGCUUGAAUAUGUAAAGGAUAUAUUCAGCAAUGCAGAGUUGAUGGCAGAAGAAUUUGUGGUGGGUGAAACAGACAAGAUCAUAAUGGAAAAUCUCUUUGAUAAGUUGGAGAAUGAAGGCCUUGGGGCAGAAAACUAUGAAGAGUACUCUAAGAUUGAGAGGAAGAUUAUAUUUGACACUGUGAGCGAGUGCCUUGAAUUAAGAUGUAAACAAGUUUUUGUUGGAAGCUGCAAAGCAUGGCCUAAAUGGGUGGCUUCAGUUCAGAGGAAGAAGUGUUUAGCAGAAGAGUUUUACAAGGAAAUGCUGAGCUUUAGAAAUAUGGAAGAUGGGGUAGAGGUGGAUGAACUUGUCAGCAAGGACAUGAGCACUGGAUGGGGUAGAUGGCUUGACUUUGACAUUGAAGCCUGUGAGGAGGGUUCAGAACUUGAAUUUGAUAUUGUAACAUGUUUGAUUAACGAAUUGGUUUCUGAUUUGUUGUACGUUUAAUUCCACGGUGGCAUACAUUAACAUUCUUCACAAUGUAUAAAUGGAUAAAGCAAUCACAUGACAUGGUAGGCUUUGUAUUAGUUUUCUAUAAUUGUAAACAACUGAUCCCUUCAAAAUUCCCUCUAUGCAAAUCCAUUGGAUAGUGAUAUUUUUUAUGUACUUGACGGUA
Glycine soja is the source of this 3332-nucleotide messenger RNA. RefSeq lists its product as uncharacterized. The coding region runs from base 467 to 3163 and encodes 898 amino acids. The record is from RefSeq and is a predicted model, not a curated record. Lineage: Eukaryota; Viridiplantae; Streptophyta; Magnoliopsida; Fabales; Fabaceae. The transcript has 5 exons.